Molecule: messenger RNA, 1659 nt
Organism: Juglans microcarpa x Juglans regia
Lineage: Eukaryota; Viridiplantae; Streptophyta; Magnoliopsida; Fagales; Juglandaceae
Product: receptor-like protein kinase FERONIA
Exons: 1
Coding region: 1-1659 (552 amino acids)
Molecular function (GO): protein kinase activity
Source: RefSeq, a predicted model, not a curated record
AUGUGGAAUUCCUUCCUCCUACCUCCUUUUACACCUCUCUACCUUCUCUUCUUCUUGCUGCACCACCUUAUCUGCACCGUCUCCGUUGAAUCGUCGUCUCCUUACACACCCAUCAACCAAAUUCUCCUCAAUUGUGGCUCCUCUGGCAAUUCAACUGCCUUAGAUGGUCGGACCUGGGUUGGAGACGCGAAUUCAAAAUUCCUCCCUCUUGAACAAUCGCUGAACAAUCACGCAUCUCUGACCCGUAUCGCAGCUAGACAAUCCCCCACUGCUGCCCAAGUGCCCUUUGCCACUGCUCGCAUCUCUCUUUCCACGUUCACAUACGAUUUCCCCGUCACGGCCGGCCAAAAGUUCAUUCGACUGUACUUUUACCCAGCUUCGUACUCCGACUUUGAUCGCUCUAAAGCCCUCUUCUCCGUCAAAGCUGGUCUUUUUAUUCUUCUUAGCAACUUCAACGCUUCACUCACAGCAGAUGCUGAUGGGGAUCCGGGCGAUACCAUAUUCAGAGAAUACUGUGUCAACAUUGAGGAAGAUCAGAGGUUGAACAUAACCUUCACUCCAUCUCCGACCGUGUCUGAUUCCUAUGCUUUUAUCAACGGAAUUGAAAUCUUUUCGAUGCCUCCAAAUCUCUAUUACACUCCGGCGGACAAUCAAGGAUUUUCUUUUGUCGGCCAGCACAACCUGUACAGCAUCAAGAACAGCACUGCUCUCGAGACAGUAUACAGAUUCAAUGUUGGAGGGCGCUCCAUCUCACCCACUGAAGACACCGGAAUGUUCCGGGGUUGGAGCCAGGACGACAAGUACUUGAAAGAAUAUGACGUGUUUUUUCUACCUCUCAACGACACCAUCAAUCUAAGCUUUACCACAGUACCUGCGUACGCUGCACCAGAAUAUGUCUAUCGGACUGCCCGAACUCUGGGGAACGACACGGAUAUCAACCUGAGCUACAAUCUGACCUGGGAAUUCCCCGUUGAUUCUGGUUUUUAUUAUUUCAUAAGGCUACACUUUUGCGAGUUUCAGCCAGAGAUUGUCUGGAGUGGAGACAGAAGGUUCCGUAUUUUCAUAGCAAAUCAAACCGCUGAGAAAGAUGCCGACGUGAUUCGCUGGAGUGGUGGAAAUGGCGUGCCCGUAUAUAAAGACUACGCCGUUGCGAUGUUCGCUAAAGAAAGAGACAAGAAGGUGAACCUCUACAUUGCUAUAGGAGCAGAACCGCGGAGGUGGAUGACUUCUUACCAAGAUGCAAUCAUUAACGGCAUCGAAAUCUUCAAAGUAAGCGACCCUUCCAACGGCAAUCUCGCCGGACCCAACCCAGACCCAAUUCUGGUGACCCCUCCGACGAUUGAGCCACCAAAACAAUCGACGAACUCGAAGAACAGUAGAAGAACGACCAUUUUCGUUGCUGUUGGUGGAGUAACUGGAUUAAUAUUGGCUUCGGUUCUCGGGUUCUUGAUUUUCCGGACGGCUAAGAAGGAGAAGAAUUCGUUCUCCACCGAUUGGACAACUUGGUGGGGUCCGUUUUCGCUCUCGACGACCAAGUCAACAAAGACUUGCAGAUCGUCUCUGUCGGUAGCUCUGAGUCGUAGGAUUUAUUGUGCCGUGGAAUCCCAAAUUCAGGACAAUCAGGAGGUAGAAGAGAGUCAAGGACUCCGACCCUACUGA